CCAUCCAUCCAUCCAUCCAUCCACCCGUCAAUCCAUCUCCCCCUCCUUCCAUCUGUCCCAUCCUUCCCCCAUCCAUCCCAUCUAUCCACCUAUACCAUCCAUCCCUCCACCCAUCUGUCCAACUGUCUGUCCAGGCACCCAUUCUCCCUCCGUUCUAUCCUUCCACCCAUCCCUCCACCCACCUAUCCAUCUGUCCCCCGCUCUGUCUGUCCGUCCCCCCACCCCGCCGUUCGUGCAGGGCAGUGCCGUUGCGUCGCGGCGCCGUUCGCUCCGCCCGCUGCUCGCCAUGACAACGGGAGGCGGAGCCGAGGGGCCGCCGGGAGCCGGAGUUCGUUGAGUGCGGGCGGGGGGGGUGAGAAACGGGGGCACCCGAGAGGGGGAGGAGCACAGGGGUGGGAGAUCUGUGCGUGCACACAGGGGUCCCAGCAGCCCUGAGGAACCCGAGCAACCCUCCCGGAGCAUCCCUCCCUGACUGCCCAUCCCCGAGCAUCCCUCCCUGAUUGCCCAUCCCCGAGCAUCCCUCCCUGAUUGCCCAUCCCCGAGCAUCCCUCCCCGCAUCCCUGCGGAGCGGUGCCGGUGUGGUGCCGGUGCGGAUCCCCGCAGCCCAACAUGGAGGCGCGGGCGGAGAAGGGUGAGGAGGGCGAGGGCACGCGCAUCACGGCGCAGCUGCUGAAGGCCAGCACCGGGGAGUUCGCGCUGGAGUCCAUCCUGCUGCUGAAGCUGCGCGGCCGCGGCAUCGCCGACCUGGGCUGCCUGGGCGACUGUGCCAACCUGGAGUGGCUCGACCUCUCCGGCAACGCCAUCUCGCAGCUGGGCCCGCUGGCCGGCCUCAAAGCGUUGGCCGUCCUCAACCUCUCGCGCAACCGCAUCUCCAGCCUGGAGCCGCUGGGCUCCUGCGAGAGCCUGCAGAGCCUCAACCUGGCGGGCAACCAGGUGAGCAGCCUGCAGCAGCUGCGCUGCCUGGCCGGCCUGCGGCGCCUGGAGAGCCUGCGGCUGCGCGACGCGCUGGGCCAGCUCACCAACCCCGUGUGCUCCACCGCCGCCUACCGCGCCGCGCUGCCCGAGCUGCUGCCCGGCCUGCGGGACAUCGACGGCGAGCGCGUGUCGGGGCGCGGCAGCGAGCUCUUCCAGCUGUGCCGAGACCUCGACAGCUCGCUGGGCCACGGCCCCGGCCCCGCUCCGCCGCGCGCCGCUCAGCCCUGGGUGCAGGCCGGGUUCUGGGAGCCGCCGCCGCCGCGCCGCAGCUCCAUCGUGGAGGAGGCGUACCGGCAGUUCGGCGAGGCGCUGCGGGAGUGCCGCGAGCUGGGCCGGCGCGCCGACGACACCAUCGCGCAGGCAGAGCGGGCGCUGAGCGGGCGCGCCGACCCCGGCUCCUACGUCUUCUGAGCAUCCCAAAGCCCAGCCAGGCGGCCGCGCCGUGUGCGCCGUUCCGCUCCGUCCCCGUGUGCACAGGGCGGACCCCUGCGGGUCCCCAGCUCGGGGGCUCCAUGGGGACCUUGGACGUGGAGAACGGACUCCUGCCCUCGCAGAAGGGCUGGCAGGUUUUGGAACUGUCCCCAAGCAACCACGCUGCAAAGAGGGGUGGGGACCUGGGGGCUGCAUGCGGGGA
Molecule: messenger RNA, 1609 nt
Organism: Numida meleagris (helmeted guineafowl)
Lineage: Eukaryota; Metazoa; Chordata; Aves; Galliformes; Numididae
Gene: LRRC61
Product: leucine rich repeat containing 61
Exons: 1
Coding region: 610-1386 (258 amino acids)
Biological process (GO): outer dynein arm assembly
Cellular component (GO): cytoplasm
Molecular function (GO): protein binding
Source: RefSeq, a predicted model, not a curated record